Messenger RNA from Asparagus officinalis (garden asparagus), 600 nucleotides. RefSeq names its product senescence-specific cysteine protease SAG39-like. Bases 233 to 592 code for a protein of 119 amino acids. The record is from RefSeq and is a predicted model, not a curated record. Gene Ontology annotation, molecular function: cysteine-type endopeptidase activity. Gene Ontology annotation, cellular component: lysosome. NCBI's taxonomy places the organism in Eukaryota, Viridiplantae, Streptophyta, Magnoliopsida, Asparagales, Asparagaceae. The transcript has a single exon.
UACAGGAUCUUGUUGGGCAUUUGCCACUGCUGCAGCAGUCGAAAGCCUUCACAAAAUCAAGAACGGCGUACUCUACGACCUAUCCCAACAACAACUCGUGGACUGUGCAUGGAAAACCUUGGGGUGUGGCGGAGGAUGGCCCCGCGACUCCUACAGUUACAUCAAGGACAAUGGCGGCCUCACGACCGCAGCAAAUUACCCGUACAAUGAAGUCGAUAACCCUUGUGACGUGAUGAAGGCAAAAGAAAUCGUAGCAAACAUUAGCGAUUUCGUGUCUGUGACCCCAAAAACCGAGGCAGCGCUGAUGGAAGCAGUUGCAAAACAACCUGUGACCGUGGUAAUCGAAGCCGAAUCGAAAACUUUUAUGUUUUACAAGUCAGGUGUGUACAAAGGACCGUGUGGAACAGAUCUGAACCAUGUUGUGGUUGCGGUUGGUUACGGACAGGUGCAUCAGUCUAGCAAGUAUUGGAUAUUGAAGAACUCAUGGGGGCCUUCAUGGGGUGAAGGUGGGUAUAUGAGGCUUGAGAAGGAUGUUGGUUUGCCUAAGGGAUUAUGUGUUGUUGCUGCGCUCCCAACUUAUCCAAUUCUGUGAAGCUUUAU